Cordyceps militaris CM01 is the source of this 1908-nucleotide messenger RNA. Its product is annotated as Chromo domain. The coding region runs from base 1 to 1908 and encodes 635 amino acids. The record is from RefSeq and is a predicted model, not a curated record. The transcript has 2 exons. NCBI's taxonomy places the organism in Eukaryota, Fungi, Ascomycota, Sordariomycetes, Hypocreales, Cordycipitaceae.
AUGGCUUCUUCGCGUCCGCCUCGCCCGCGGCCGCCCAAGCGCCGAAUCAUCAUCGAGCUGCCCUCGCGGCCGGCCGACUACGUCCCCAACUCGGGCCCGCUUCUGCGGCUGCCCUUUCUCCAGCCGCCCGCAGACUCGACGGCGUACAUUGACGACCGCAUCCUGCUGCCGCCCGCGGGGCUCGCGGCCGCCGACGGCCGGCCGCUGCCCAAGCGCAUGAAGUACAUUGUCGGGUGGUGGGACCUGCCCGCCGCGCGGCUGCUCGUGCCGGCCAUGGACGUGCUCGACUACGUCUCCCCGCACGCGCUCGAGGAGUGGGAGUACAAGAUGGAGCUGGAGCUCGACGCCGCCGUCGUCGCCGAGACGGAGGGCGGCAGCGGCGGCGAGCAGGGCCGCCUGCACGGCGGUGCGAUGGGCAGCCUGUCCACCCCCCGGAAGCGCAAGCGCAAGGAGUUUCUGGAAAGCGGCAGCAGCGAGGAGAGCCCCUCGGAGCAGCUCCGGCUGGACGUUGCGCGGGCGAAGCGCGCACGGGAGCUGGACGUGGCGGUUCCGCACCCGCUGCGCCCGGUGCCCGUGGCGCCGAUGGCUCCCGUGGCGCCAAUGGUGCUGGAUGACGGCGCGCGCUUGCACACUGCGAAAAACCAGCUGCUGAAGAGGCCGGGCGUGGCGCCGCCGAUGACGAUGCCGCUCGUGUCUGCGGCGGCCGCGACGAAAUCAAGGCCAGCAUCGCCUGCGGUGCGGCUUCCGCUUGCCAAAGCGCGCGAGCGCGACAUUGCCAGACCGUCUACGAGCGAACAGGGAAAGCUGUCCAUGCGCGACCCAGCUAGACAGUCUACGAGCGAAUCAGUCAAGCCGCAUAAACGCGAUCCAGUCGAGCACACCAAGCAGUCUAUGCGCGACCCAGCUAAACAAGCUAUGCGCGACCCAACUAAAACGUCUACCCGCGAACUAGCUAAACCGUCUAAACGCGAUUCAGUUGAACCGGGCAAGCUGUCUAUGCGUGACCUAGCCAAACCAUAUACACGCGACCCAGCCAAGCAGUCCAUAAGCGACCUAGCCAAACCGUCUAUGCGCGAACAAACUAAAACGUCUAUGCGCGACCCAGCCAGGCUGUCUAUGGGCGAAUCAGCCAACCUGUCUAUACGCAACCCAGCCAAACCAUCCACCCACACGAAACAGCACUCCUCGAGACCAAUGACAGAAUACCUCUCCGCGGUGCCGAAACAUCCCGUUCCGCCACAGCCUUCCGCGCAGCGCCCCAGCAAGCGACCAUCAGAAACACACGCCGAAAAGUCCCAUCCACGGCCGCAUGCCCAGCCCAAGUAUCGACCGCACGUGGCCCAGAAAAAGAAACCCUCGAGAUCCCACGCACGAAGCCGAUCUCCAGACCGGUCAAAAGGAAAACAGCCCGCGCUCCCCAUAUUCUCCGACUCGGACAGCGACGAGCCCGACUGGGCCGUCGAGUGCCUCGAGGACAUGGAGCUGUACGACGUCGAAGGCCGCGGCCUCAUCCGCUACUUCAAGGUGCGCUGGGAGGGCGACUGGCCGCCCGACCAAAAAUCGACCUGGGAGCCCGAGGAGAACAUCCCGGACCACCUCGUCCGCGAGUUUUGCCGCACGGUUGCCGAGCAGAAGCGCAAGGCCGCGUCGUCGUUGGAACCGCGCCAUGGCAGCAAGGCGGAGGAGGAUAUGGCGCGACUCCCGCCUCUUCGGCCGACGAACAUGGCGAGAAGCCAGGGGGUGGGCAAGAAGGAGGAGGAGGAGGAGGAAGAUCGCCCGUCGAGUGCGAAUAGCGGCAUGUUUGUCUACUCGAGCGACGACGGCAUGGACAAGCACGUCUGGGACGCGCCCAACUCGCAGGGCGCGCGGCCGAAUUUGAAUCUUGUGUAUCCAGCGCCGAUGCUGUGA